Messenger RNA from Trichobilharzia regenti, 1103 nucleotides. Lineage: Eukaryota; Metazoa; Platyhelminthes; Trematoda; Strigeidida; Schistosomatidae. The record is from the annotation of a GenBank genome assembly.
GGGACUUGAUUGGUUCGAUCGUUUACAUCUGGCUGAUGUUCCACUUAGUUCUGUAUGCAACGCAGUUAACAAGGAUGAAAAUUCAGCCAACUCCUUUUCUGAUUUAUGCAAACUAUUCGCACCUGUUUUUCAGCCCGGAUUAGGUCACUGUACCUCGCUGCAAGCUACCUUUCGAGUAUUACCAGACGCAAAACCGGUUUUUCGCCCAAAGAGGCCAGUUCCAUAUGCAUCGGUACCAAAAGUUGACGAAGAAUUGGAGAGACUGCAACAACAAGGCGUAUUAACACCAGUCACGUACUCGGCAUGGGCAGCACCCAUCGUCGUUGUCAAGAAAGCGAAUGGGUCCCUACGUAUUUGUGCUGAUUUCUCUACUGGGUUGAAUGCUGCAUUAGAACAGCACCACUAUCCUUUACCUACACCGGAUGAUUUAUUCACUGUUUUAAAUGGUGGAUCUUAUUUUGCAAAACUGGACCUUGCUGACGCAUAUCUACAAGUGGAAGUAGCCCCAGAAUGCCGAGAACUCCUUACCAUUAAUACACAUCGCGGUUUGUUCCAAUACAACAGAUUACCUUUCGGAGUUAAAACUGCCCCAGCUAUUUUCCAACAACUGAUGGAUACUAUCUUGGCAGGUAUUCCGGGUGUUGCCGUCUAUCUUGAUAAUAUCUUGGUGGUAGCGAAUUCUAUAAACGAACUUUACAGCAGGACAGAAGCUGUGUUGUCACGCAUGCAGGACAACGGUCUACGACUACGCUCAGAGAAGUGUCAGUUCUCCUUGAGAUCUGUCAAAUACCUUGGAUUUAUAUUUGAUGCAUCGGGUAGACGUCCAGAUCCUGACAACAUACGUGCUAUAAAAGAGAUGCCCGCACCUACUGAUGUGCCUUCCUUACGCUCUUUCUUGGGAUUAAUUAGCUAUUACUCUGCAUUUCUCCCUGCGCUGCAUAAUGUUCGACACCCCCUCAAUCGACUACUCGAAAAGAAUGCAACCUGGAAAUGGUCCGAAGCUUGCAGAUCAGCUUUUGAAAAGUUGAAGUCUAUGUUAACUUCUGAAUUGCUUCUGACACAUUACAGUCCAUAACAAUAAUUUAGCGACGAGUACAUAACAG